Messenger RNA from Exophiala spinifera, 1989 nucleotides. RefSeq lists its product as uncharacterized. Lineage: Eukaryota; Fungi; Ascomycota; Eurotiomycetes; Chaetothyriales; Herpotrichiellaceae. The transcript is spliced from 2 exons. Bases 1 to 1989 code for a protein of 662 amino acids. The record is from RefSeq and is a predicted model, not a curated record.
AUGAAGUCUUCAUUGCUUUUCGCCGCCGUUUCCGUGCCCUGGGCGGCCGCAUUCGCGUUCAACACCUAUGACCUGGGCUUACAGGGCAUAUACCCCCGCAAGCGCUUCCAUUCUGUUGAUUUCGAAAUACCAGACCUAAAAUUCACACAAUGGGAUUCGAGGUGCGACUCAGGGAACCUCUUCUUCACGCCCAGAGGCCCGUAUGUACAAGGGGCGGCACGUGGUCCCAUCAUAACGGACCCCCGGGGUGAAUUGGUGUGGAUGAACAACAAGAAAUUCGAACAGGCCAUGAACUUCAACGUCCAAAAAUACAAGGGACAGGACUAUUUGACUUUCUGGACCAAGCAGAAAAAGAAAGGCAAGCAUGGGAAGCCGGCAAAAGGUUCCAAGAAAUCAUACGUGAUGGUGAGAAUGAUCCCUCAGCCCGUCCCAUCUCUAUCUGUCUUUUCUGAACUGAAAGUUUCUAACCCCGUCACCCCCCAGCUCAACUCUUCGUACGAGGUUGCCUACCGGAUACACCCCAUAGGCAAAGGACUGAAGGGAGAUUCGCAUGAGUUCCGGAUCACGCCCCAAGGCACCGCCCUCAUCACCAUAUACCACAAGCACGAAGCAGACUGCACGGACCUGAAGCUCGGGAAGAGCUGCUGGAUCCAGGACGGCUUGUUCCAGGAGAUCGACAUCGAGACCGGGGAGCUGCUGUUCGAGUGGCGAGCCACCGACCACAUCCGCAUGACCGACGUCUUCAGCAGCCCCAACAUGAAGGACGGGCACGGAAAGUCGAAAGCGGACGCCUUUGACUUCUUCCACAUCAACAGCGUCGACAAGACGGACUCGGGCGACUACGUGAUCUCUGCCCGCUACAUGCACGCCGUCGUGUGCAUCAGCGGCAAAACAGGCGAGAUCCUCUGGCAGCUCGGAGGCAAGAACAACGACUUCACAGACCUCAACCACGCGUUGGACUUUGCCUGGCAGCACCACGUCACGUGGCAGGGCAACAACACGCUCUCCAUCUUCGACAACCACGCCAACAACGUCUUCCACAAGCCGUCGAGCCACAGCAAGGGCAUGAUCAUCAAACUCGACAUGGACGGCAUGACGGCCACCCUGGUCGGGAAGUACGUCCACCCGGACAAGAUCCUGAACGUGUCUCAGGGGUCGGUGCAGAUCGUCAACGAAACAGGCACCGUGCUCGUCGGCUUCGGCAACUCGCCAACCUUCGUCGAGUACUCGCCCGAAGGCGAGGUGCUGUGCGCCGCGCACUUUGCCCCCUACGUCGUGUUUGAGAUCAUCGACUUUGGCGCGGUCAAGUCGUACCGCAUAUUCAAACACCCCUGGGUGGGGAAGCCCAAAACAAAGCCCCACAUCAAGGUAAAGUCCGGCAAGGUGUAUGUGAGUUGGAACGGCGCGACCGAGGUAUCGUCAUGGCGCCUCGAGAAAGUAAUCAAGGGCGCCGGCGUGGAGGCCACAGGCAAAGGCAAAGGCAAAGACAAAGGCAAAGACAAAGACAAAGGCAAAGGCAAGGACAAAGGCAAGAACAAAGGCAAGGGCAAGGACAAAGGCAAAGGCAAAGACAAAGGCGAGCAUGCCGAGUUCGUAACCAUCGCAGAGGCCAGACGCAGUGGGUUCGAGACGAGUUUCGACCUUGGCAACAUCCACGGACACGUUCGGCUUGUGGCUCUGGACGGUGCGAGGAGUGUCAUGGCGCAUUCCCAUGUGGUCAAGACACCUUCGCCGUCACACUUUUUCCUGUGGUCGAGCUUUAUCCUCGUCCUUUGCUUCACGGGCCUGGGCAUCCUGUACCGCAGGAGACGACAUCUUCCACAUCUUCCGAAUAUCCAAAACUUCAACCUCUUCGACCUCAAGCAUCGCCUCCACUCUAUCACCACGACCAAGCAGGCCGUCGCCCUCAGCGACCUCGAUGCCGAAGCGUCACCCUUGUUAUUGGCCGACCGGGAACCAAACAUGAUGCAUCUCGAGGGGGAAGCAUGA